Messenger RNA from Solanum stenotomum, 1369 nucleotides. RefSeq lists its product as uncharacterized. NCBI's taxonomy places the organism in Eukaryota, Viridiplantae, Streptophyta, Magnoliopsida, Solanales, Solanaceae. Bases 2 to 1306 code for a protein of 434 amino acids. The transcript has 4 exons. The record is from RefSeq and is a predicted model, not a curated record.
UAUGGUACAUUUGGCUGUGCAUUUACCUCGAGAGGCUAUGUAUGGGGGACCAGUACAAUAUCAUUGGAUGUACAAAAUUAAGAGGUUCUUGUGCAAGCUUAAGCGUUACGUACGAAACAAGGCACGUCCAAAAGGUUCUAUUGCAGAAGGCUAUAUUAUUGAUGAAUGUUUGACAUUUUGUUCUAUGUAUCUUACUGAUAUUGAGACUAGAUUUAAUCGUGAACAUCGAAAUGAUGAUGGAUCUUGCAGCAAAGAUGAACAUGUUCUAGACAUAUUUUCAAAUAAUUCUAGACCAUUUAGAGAUGGAAUAUAUGAUGUCAUACCAAAGAAAGAUUUUGAUAUGGCUCGAUGGUAUGUGUUUAAUAAUUGCGAAGAAGCAGAACCUUUUCUUCAAGAGCAUAGAGAAGAGUUAUUGAAACAAGCUAUUGUGAAUAUCAAUGAUAAACACCGAGAACAAUUUCCUUUAUGGUUCAAAAGAAAAAUUAUGCUAUUAUAUAAUAAGGAAAAGUCAAUGCCUAUCCAAAAAUUAUAUCCUUUGGCAAUGGGACCUGAUGUGCGUGGAAGAACACAUACUGGUUGUAUUGUAAAUGGUGUCAGGUAUCAUGUUCAACGAUGCGAUGAAUUACGUAAAAGUCAAAACUGUGGUAUAGUAGUUGCAGGCUACCAUGAAAAUGAGGUGAUUGACUUUUAUGGUAUUAUAGUUGACAUCCUUGAGUUAGAGUAUGUUGAGGAAAAUCGAGUUCUCCUAUUUAAAUGCAAGUGGUUUGAUCUUCGCAAGAAAACAGGGAUGCGAAAAGAUAAUAAUUUUACGAGUAUUUGUGUUAAAAGGUUUUGGUAUGAACAAGACUCUUUUGUACUAGCUACUCAAGCAAAACAAGUUUUCUAUAUAGAUGACCCAAAAUUGGGGGAAAAUUGGCGAAUUGUGCUCAAAUUUCAAGAUAGACACUUAUAUGAUGUGCCAGAGAAGGAAAAUUCAAAGGCAGAAAGUGAUGAGUUGCAUAUUGCAAAUGAUGAAGUGUAUCAAGAUAUUUCACUUGAAAAUAAUUCAAUUGUCAAUGAUUCGGUGGAAAUACUGUGUCAACUACAUAGAGAUGAUAUUGAUUCGGUUACCUUGGAUGCAAAUGUAAUUGAAUUGGAGGCUCAAACACAACAUGCAGUUGAAAUUGAUUACAGUGACGAUGAUUGUAACCAAGAGGAUGACACUAUAAUAGAGUACAUUAGUGAUCAUGAGGAGAAUGAAGGUAAUAAUAGUACCAAUGAUGAUGAAGUUGAUAGCACAUUUGAUGGUGACGACAUUGGCUUUUGAUGUAACCUCAUAAGAGGGUCCAUAUCUUUGGACUGAUUGCAAACAAUGCACACGAAAUUGCAG